Anguilla rostrata (American eel) is the source of this 3257-nucleotide messenger RNA. RefSeq names its product protein NLRC3-like. The coding region runs from base 289 to 3252 and encodes 987 amino acids. The record is from RefSeq and is a predicted model, not a curated record. Gene Ontology annotation, molecular function: protein binding. Lineage: Eukaryota; Metazoa; Chordata; Actinopteri; Anguilliformes; Anguillidae. The transcript has 9 exons.
GACAGAAACCCUUGUUUUUAGUGGACAUGUUGCUAUCAGUUGUAACAAAUCAAGUCGCUAUCCAGCUAGCUAGUUAAAGAAAAAAAAAACUAAUUUCUACGGUAUGUAGUCUCCCUUAUUUACCGAAAAGUUUUCUCGGAGAACAUUUUUUUUCAACCAUAUAAAGGACAAAAGACAAAACACUCACGUUAUCCCCAGCACUGAAGUCUGCCAAUUUGGGUCAGAACCCACUUAUGAAUCUGAUCUGGUGUGUUCAGGUGUCCUGAGACAGGGGGCGCUGUUUCUAAAAUGAGUUCCUCAGAGGAGACCGAGACUGACAAUGGAACCCACGGCCUUGCGAGAAAGAGGCUCCAGGUAGAUAGGGCUGGGUCACCUGUACCCAGCUGUCUGUCUAUGAAGAGUGACCGUUCAAUGGAUCAUCCAAUCGACCUCAGAGGAGAGUUCACUGGUGAUCAAAGGCUCCAGGUAGAUAGGGCUGGGUCACCUGUACCCAGCUGUCUGUCUAUGAUGAGUGACCGUUCAAUGGAUCAUCCAAUCGACCUCAGAGGAGAGUUCACAGGUGAUCAAAGGAUUCACUGCUCACUGGAUUUAUGUCGUUCAGAUGAGUGGAGUUCAGAGAUACUGUUCUCCACAAAACAGGGCUCUCCGGUCCAGAGAGGAGCAGUUCCCGUACCAGACGGUGAUGUUCCCCAGCAGGAUUCUCUCAGUGGUUGCAGAGUAGAAGGUUUUCAGGAUCUUCUUGGAGACUCUGAACUUCCUCAGCUGUCUGAGUCUCUCCUGCGCACUCUGAUGAAGCUGAAGAAGACUGAAAAGUUGAAACUGUUUCAGAGCCAUCUGAGUCAGGGUUGCCCAGAAUGCUUUUAUAGUAGAAGAACAGAAGAUCCUUCUGUACUGGAUAUGUUUAUGAAGAUGAAGGAAUUGUUCAAGAGUCAUCAAAUUGCUGAUUACCCAGAAUGCACUGAGAGAGAGCAGGAGGAUCCUGAAGCCCUGUACAUAGUUGAGAAGAUGCUGGAGACCUGUGGCAUUGAGGGGUCUCUGAAGAUCACACUCCAUAUCCUGAGGAACAUGAAGAAGAAGGAUGUCACUGACCCACUGGAGAGAGAUGAGCAGCACAAUGAAUUCAAAGAAAAUGCCCAGCAGGCACUGCAAACUCAUCUGAAGAAGAGGUUUGAAUGUAUAUUUGAAGGUUUAGCAAAGCAGGGCCACCUGACCCUCCUCAAUGAGAUCUAUACAGAGCUCUACAUCACAGAGGGGGGAAGUAGGGGGGUCAAUGAUGAACAUGAGAUCAGACAGAUUGAGAUAGCAUCGAAGAGACAAACCACACAUGAGACUGCAAUCAUCUGCAAUGACAUCUUUAAGCCUUCACCUGGACAAGAGAAACCAAUCAGAACUGUGCUUACAAAGGGCAUUGCUGGCAUUGGGAAAACAGUCUCUGUGCAGAAGUUCAUUCUGGACUGGGCAGAUGGAAAAGCCAAUCAGGACAUUGAUUUCAUCUUCACUCUUCCUUUCCGAGAUCUGAAUCUGAAAAAGGAGAGAGAAUUUAGUCUCAUGGAACUUCUGCAGCAAUACUUUCCACAACUGAAAGAGAUCAAAAGUUUUGAAGAUGAUGAAGUCAAAGUUGUGUUCAUCUUUGAUGGUCUGGAUGAGUGUCGACUUCCUCUAAAUUUCCAAAGCAAUGAGAUUUGCUGUGAUAUAACAGAGUCAUCAUCAGUGGAUGUGCUGCUGACCAACCUCAUUAAGGGGAAUCUGCUUCCCUCUGCCCUCCUCUGGAUCACCUCCCGACCAGCAGCAGCCAAUCAGAUCCCUCCUGAGUGCGUCCACCAGGUGACAGAGGUACGAGGAUUCAAUGACCCACAGAAGGAGGAGUACUUCAGGAAGAGAAUCAGAGAUCAGAACAAGGCCAGCAAAAUUAUCUCACACAUAAAGUCAUCCAGGAGUCUCUACAUCAUGUGUCACAUACCAGUCUUCUGCUGGAUUUCUGCUACUGUUCUGGAGACAAUGUUGGAUAAAGUGAGUGGAGACCUGCCCAAAACUCUGACUGAAAUGUACACACACUUCCUGCUCAUUCAGACUAAUGUGAAGAAUGAGAAGUAUCAUGGCACCAAUGAGACAACCCCAAAGAAAAUGUCAGCAUCAAAUACAGAAAUCAUCCUGAAACUGGGGCAGCUGGCUUUACUACAGCUGGAAAGGGGCAAUCUGAUAUUCUAUGAAGAGGACCUGAGAGAGAUGGGCAUUGAUGUCAGUGAAGCUUCAGUGUACUCUGGGGUGUGCACAGAGAUCUUUAAAGAGGAGUGUGGGUUGGGUGAAGAGAAGGUCUACUGCUUUGUGCAUCUGAGCAUUCAGGAGUAUCUGGCUGCCUUGUUUGUGUUUCAUUCAUGUGUGAAUGAGAACAGAAAUGUACUCAGAGCAGAAGAAUCAAAACCUCGCAGUGACGGAGUGCAACUGUCUGAGUUACACAGGAGUGCAGUGGAUCAGGCCUUGCAGAGUAAGAAUGGACACCUGGACCUUUUCCUCAGAUUCCUUCUAGGCCUCUCUCUGGACUCCAUUCAGACUAUAUUAGGAAUACUGACAAAGACAGGAAGCAGAUCAGAGAGCAUUAAGGGAACAGUCCAGUACAUUAGGACAAAGAUCGAAUAUGAAUCUUCAGCAGAAAGGAUCAUCAAUCUGUUCCACUGUCUCAAUGAACUGAAUGACAACUCUCUAGUGGAGGAAAUCAAGAAUUUCCAGAGAUCAGGAAAACUCUCUAAUGAAAAGCUGGAACCACACCAAUGUUCAGCCCUGGCCUUUGUGUUACUGAUGUCAGAGGAGAUCCUAGAUGAGUUUGACUUAAUGAACUACAACGCAUCAGCAGCAGGUUAUCAGAGACUGCUACCAGUACUCAGGAACUGCAGGAAGGCCAUACUGAACAGGUGUGACCUCACAGAGAAGUCCUGUGAAAUUGUGGCCUCUGCUCUUCAGUCAUCAAACUCACCCCUGAGAGAUCUGGACCUCAGCAACAAUAACCUGGGAGAUUCAGGAGUGAAGCUGCUCUGUGCUGGACUGAUGAGUCCAAACUGUAAACUACAGAGACUGGACCUCAGCCACAAUAACCUGGGAGAUUCAGGAGUGAAGCUGCUCUGUGCUGCACUGAUGAGUCCAGACUGUAAACUACAGAGACUGGACCUCAGCCACAAUAACCUGGGAGAUUCAGGAGUGAAGCUGCUCUGUGCUGGACUGAUGAGUCCAGACUGUAAACUACAGAGACUGGGGUGAGUAGU